This is a messenger RNA of Bombus impatiens (common eastern bumble bee), 4201 nucleotides long. RefSeq lists its product as uncharacterized. Lineage: Eukaryota; Metazoa; Arthropoda; Insecta; Hymenoptera; Apidae. The transcript has 8 exons. The coding region runs from base 1845 to 2693 and encodes 282 amino acids. The record is from RefSeq and is a predicted model, not a curated record.
CAGUGGCGGAUUUAACCCUCUAGGGGCUCUGAGGUAAACCAAAUUUAAAAGAAGUUUAUCCUGACCAAACGGAUGCCUGUUAAACCAAUAGGAAAUUGAUAUUUACGUCUCCAAACGAUCUCUUUAAUCUCAGUUUCUAAAUGAUCUUUAUCCUCCGGGUAAUCUGUCACAAGAUACGCACGAUACGAUGGUCAGUGUAGAAUCGUCUUCAAAACUGUCAUGGUAAGCGAGUCCCGUUCGAUUCAAUUGUUUUUCACGUAUUCUAGUAAACGCAAGGAUCCUCCACAACACUUCAGAAUACAACAUGGAGCGCUCGAUGGCCAUCUCGAACAUUCUAUACGUGUUGAUUCAACAGAUAUCGUACCAGCCAAACUAAAAUCAUAGUCCCAGUCUUCGCCUACCAACAAACGUAUUUUAUGUAAUUCCGAAGAUCGUUCAUCAAGCUUUUCGACAGCCACCUCCCGGUCCUCAUAGCUUUCCGGGGUUUACAGCGUCAUUAGCGUCGAGGUCGCUCUUAUACGCGGUGAUUAGCGAGAUGCUCCUAAUAAGAAGACACGACUCCAGCAUCCCGCUACUGAAACAGUUAUGAUGAAUCGCGACCGCCUAGUCUAGGGUGCACGCAACGCGAAAUGGGCCUUCAAGAAGAAAAGGAAAGCCUCCGGCUGUGGACGAGCGAAUGGGCCAAUCCAACGAUCGAUCGAUGCAUCGUCGUUUUAUUUCGCGUCCAAUUCGUUUGGUUGAUGCCGAAAUCCUUCGUGUGGUUCUUAUUGGAAGGAACUAAUGACACGAUACAGCCGGAGAACGGUUGAAAAGUUUAUCUCAUUCGCGAUACGUUUGUAUUCUAACUGGCCUGUGUUAACCGUCUUGAUAAACUCGACGGAAUCGAGGAAAACAAGAAAGCUCGGAACGAUGCCGUAAGUAGGUAGAAAAAUUAUUCCAUUGGGAAGAAAAAACCGCUAGCGUCAAUGAUUACAGAUUUUUGCGGUCUCGUGGAAUUUGCAUUUUCGAGUAAACAGUCGUGACUGGACACUCUCACACUCUACUUUGUAUUUGUACUUCUAUAAAUGCUAUUGGAGAAAUGUAACGCGACCGGAGAUCUGUUUCACAUAUUGAACGCCAUGAUGCUACACUUUGCAUAUUUUAUAUGUUUCUAUUUGUUUCUUUUACAAGGCUCAGAGCCUCUUACAAGCAGAUCGAUUGGAUUUUUACUUCCAGUUUCUUAUAGUACAGCAGAUUCUUCUAUCGGAUUCCUAAUUCUUACAUAAUGUUGCUAUUCUGUUUUAUUUCUCUUAACGGUUAAUUAGUAGCUAGUAUCGUGUACAUCUAUGCGCUAUAAUCUUGCUCUUUGAAAUUUCUCAUAGAUACAUAAGUAUCCACGUUCUAGCCAUGGCAGAGCUACGCUUGAGAAUGAUAUAGCACGAGCUCAGUUCCGGACAGACGCGAAUUAUAAUUAAACUACGAGAUGCAUCCUUUGAACUUUGUCAGAAAUAAUUUCAGUAAUCAACGAAGCAAAAACAUAGGGAAGGAGGGAAAACUCGGUAACCGAACGUUCGUUCGUACAUUGUUUUGUGCGAGAGUAUUCGAUCGCGAUAAAAGGCUGGUGGAAUGUUGAAACCGUAAAAUCUGGACGAAAAGUAUUCGAAAAGUAGACCUUCGGGAUCGACAGCGAACAGAAGCGGCAGAGGAUUGGUCCGUUCCAUUGAAAAUAGUGCCAAAGGUGUGUGGUCAUUGGCCGUGCGGCUUACCCCCACGUGAAUCCGCAAGCUAUAUAGAACACCUCGCGUGGAAUUUCAUCUUCAGAACUGAGAGUCAGUGUCAAGGAAGUCUACCUGGAAGUAACGAAAAUGAAAUACAAUCAGUACGUGUCGCUAUGCUUGGUGGCGCUUGUUCUUGGACAAGCAGCAUCACUGCCACAGCAUCCUCAAUAUCCGCAACAGUUCCAACAGCAGGUGAGGGACGAGAGGAAAUUCGCGGAGAAGCCAAACGCCAUGAAGAAGGUCGCCCUCGAUGACCUGGACGACAUCAGCACCAAUCAGAUUCAAGAAGGUAGCAGUACCGGGUUUUCGUGGUCGAACAUGCUGAGCAUGCUGAUGCAGAUGCUCUUAGGGCAAACAGGCGGUGUAGCCGGUCCAAGCAAAAACGAGAUCGACGAUGGAGCACCAGCCAGUCCUUGGGCAAAUUUACUGUCAGUAGGACUCAGGGUGCUCACCGCUCUUCUAGGAGGUCCUCAACAACCUGUCGAUGGUAUCGACAAGGUUGACAAUCAGAGCAGCCCCAUGCAGUUCAUUAGCAUAGUGAUCAAUCUUCUGGACGCGUUGAAGACCUCGUUCUCUCAUCGUUCCCUGGCAGCUAGGUCUAUGGGAAGACGAGACACGGUUUCAGAAGCUGCAGUCGCCUCCAUUUCCAUGCUCAAGGGCUACAUGAGGUCAGUGAAGUCAUUUAAUAACGUUGGUCGUGCGGAAGAUGAAGGUCAACGAGGCUGCGCCGAAAGAGCCCUCUGCGAGGCCAGUGCAGAGUGUGUUGCAGAUGCUCAGGGGACGUCUUCUAUCUUCUGUCAACUUGGAUCGUACGCGACAAGUUACCUGCUCCAAAGGCAGAGCGGAGUAGGUUUCGAAGCACUGUACGAAGCAGGUCGACGCGGACGCACCGGUGAAGAUUGCAGAACCCUGUUCAUGGACUGCAACGCCGUAUGAAAACCCUUUUCGAUUCCUUCAAGUACGAUUUAGACUUUCUGCGACGCGACUAACACCGCACUCGGUUAUUCCUAACUUCUCUAAAUUAAACUCAACGAGGAAUUCCGUUUAAAACGAUCAUUCCUUCGUUAAAAGAUUUUCUAUUAACUUUUGGAGUGUCUUGGCCGGGUUUAAAAUCGUCGUGUGCCGAAGUUUAAAUCGCACCGAUGGAAGAGUAGCUUUAUACGCGAGAACCGUGUCGAGACCAAACCAGAAUGGUGAUCCUCUUCUCGAAGCUCUCGUUCGACGAACUUGCCUCAUCGAUCGACCAAUUUUAAAUUGGAACAUUUAGAACCGAGACUCAGUCGAAGCGAAAUUAUAACGAAAGUAAGACCCGAUCUGAAUUGACGAAAUCAUAGGUUUUAUUGAUCGAUUAAUGAUCAGUUUUUAAUACAUUGUUGACCAGUCACUAGUAAACUCGUGUUUACACGCACGGACGUUGUGGCUGGUGAUACAGGCGUUCAUCUUUGGAUAAAAUAUCAAGCAGUAUGCAUCAAUGUUUGCAUAAAAUAGCUAGUGAACAGUGUGUUAAUUUAUUGGUCGAUCAACGUGUCCGACAGCGUUGCUAUUAAUUGGUCGAUAAUCCGUAACGAUUGAUAAAACUCUCCGAGUUCUCUGGGAUGUGGAAACGUUCCUGGCGGAUCCUGAGAGUUCAUUUACGUAAAAGGAGUUCGCGACAGAGAGGAAUACGCGUGAGAAGAGGCCGUGCACGAAACAAUGGCGAGAGUAUAAUACAUUUUAAAGUAGAUGUAGACUGAAUGAGAUUCCAGGGCCUGGACGAACUGUGUACCGUUUGGACAGGUCUCUACGACAAUCACGAUAUUUAUUUCUAUUUAUUGAACUUAGUGGACAUAGAGUUAGCCUGUAGUCGAGACUCGAACAGCUACCACGCAAAGGGAGGACCCGUUCUUUUCCUUGAAAAUCAAUUAUCGAACGUUAAUUGUAAUAUCUGCAUUGUUAAUCUCUGUUUGAAUUGAAUCUGCGUUUUCUUUUUGCCACGAUCCGAGUCGACAUCUUCAAUAUUUAAUCUCUAGCUUGUUCGCAUUUAGCGAGACAGUUUCUUCGUUUCGGGGAGGAAGACGAGCUUUGAGUUGUCGGAUGUUUUACGUUUGGUAAAUCAGAUUGACGAGUUUCUUCGAAUCUUUUUUUCUGGCUUGUUCCAAUGGGAUUCGAGGAAAUUCGUACGUUGGAAUGCCCCUCCCUAGUUUUCUUUUUUACGAGUUAACGUCUCAGGAUAUUGUGUUUGUUUUAUCACCCGCUCAAAAUUAUCUAUUGUAUAUAGGUAUUAUAUAUGUAUACACGUAAACACACACACACAAACAAACAAACACACGGGUGGAGUUUUUUUCACAAUAGCCACGUUCUGUUCUAUUUAGCUCAGUUAGCGUAUCUCUUAGACGUAAGUUGUAUGUAUGAUGUGCGGUACGAUGAUAUCUCAAUUGAAAUUAAUAAACGGUCUUAUUGAUAAA